AUGUCGAUCCAGGCGUUGCCGCAAUCAACAGUGCGGGCACUGGGUGCGACGCAAGCCUUGACAGAUCCCGCAUCUCUGGUCAAGGAGCUUCUUGACAAUGCACUUGACGCCAAUGCCAAUAGCGUGGCCAUCAGCAUUUCGAACAACACCCUCGACGUGAUCCAAGUUCGGGACAAUGGGCAUGGUAUUGCGCCUCGCGACCGGAAACUAGUGGCACGAAGAUACUGCACGAGCAAGAUCUGCGACGAUGGAGACCUCAAAGACAUUGGAGGUUCAUCACUCGGCUUUCGCGGCGAAGCACUUGCGAGUGCCGCCGAGCUGAGUGGCUCGUUGAUGAUCAGCACCCGCAUCGAAGGCGAGCAAGUUGCAACAUUGCUGAAAAUCAGCCAGCAAGGAGAAGUCGUCGGCGAAGAGCGGGCAUCCUUACCUGYUGGCACGACGGUCAAAAUCACCGAUUUCAUCAAAUCCAACCCAGUACGCAGACAGGUUACACUCAAGAAUGUCGAUUCUUGUCUAAAGAAGAUCAAAAGACUUUUGCAAGCCUAUGCUUUCGCUCGCCCGCAUGUUCGGUUGUCCUUGCAAGUUAUCAAAGCCAAGAAUAAAGAGAAUGACUGGGUCUAUCCACCAAAACCUGGUGGAAACGCCGAAGAUGCUGCUUUCAAGAUUGUCGGUGCAGCAUGUGCUUCCGCCUGUCUUUGGUCUGUCGUCGAAGAUCAAGGCCUCACACUGCAAGCCUUUCUGCCUCGCCCCGAUGCCGACGUCAGCAAGAUCUCAAACAUUGGCUCAUUCCUCUCAAUCGAUGCUCGCCCCGUCUCAUCGGCCCGAGGGCUUCUCAAACAAAUCACAAAAGUCUACCGCGAGUCGCUCAAGUCUAUAGACAGCAAGUUUGACAGCGUAAAAGACCCUUUCAUCUUUCUAGAGAUCAGCGGAGGAUCGUACGACGCAAACCUGGAGCCUGCUAAGGACGAUGUCUUGUUCGAGAACGCUGAUAUCGUGUUGCAAAUAGUGAGGCAAUUCUUCGCUGCAGUGUACCAGCCAGUGGCGCCAGAAGCCGCUGUCGCUGAAGAGUCUGAAUUUAUCCCAAUCGGCCACCCUGUUGCGGAGGAAGAGGGCGGUGAGCCAUUCACAUCACUGGAGGACGAAAUGCCAACAGCUGCGGUCCAAGGUGGACCAAGUCACGAAGACACGCACAAAGAUGCUGCAGAGGACUGGAUUCGGAGACUGGAUGUACAGCAGAGCCCUCAAAUAUCUCCAACGCCAGCACAUGCACGUGGACCGCCGGCCAGGUCUAACAUGUACGGAUUUGACGAAGACGACUUGAAACAAUAUGAUGAUCGACCAUCAACCGGGAUCACGGAGGCAGAUCUUGCAGAGCUUCGACAAUCGAGGAAGGAUGUUACACUGUCGAAUCCGUGGGUGCUUGCAAAGAUGAACACAUCUACGAGAACGCCUUUGUUAGACGAUGGCCAUAAUUCUGUAUCACUGAAUCGAAACGCUCGUUUGGCGGUGGCUGCAACCCGAGAAAGCUCGCCAACGAGGCCUCGGCAUGGUGCUGGAUUGCCUACCCCCAGACCUUCGUCCCCAUCGCCAUCUCUGGACACUUCCAAUCCCCCGGACGGCACGCUUGAUUUCCGAGCCGCAAGAAGUACCAGGCUGACUGCAACUCCUGAGCUUGCUUUCCCCCAGAAUUAUACACCUGUGCCUUCGAAUGAACAUCACGGCUUUGGAGACGGCGCAAUGACUAUAGCAGCCGCGCGCGUGUACCCGUACACUCUCGGUCGUGACGCCGCAGAAGGCUCCGCGGGGACACGGCUGAGCGACAUACCUGACGCCAUCACUCGACCACGCGGAGCAGCAGCGUCCCGCAUCAAUAAGCCAUUUGUGCCACCUUCAAAGAACAACUCUGAGAGGGAACGAGUCUGGUUCGACAACCCGGGAGACGUUCGGAAAACCAGAAGCCAACGAGCUCGCCGAGGCAACACCGAUGAGUUGGUGGCACAGGGCGAGCUUGACGAUUCUUUGGAAGACAUUCGACCUCUCACGCCCCCCAGGCGCAAUCGAGACAUUCGUGACUUUGUUGGACCCAACGCCAGCUCUUCAAUAUCAUCUAUGAUUGAACGACGCAAUUUCGGCCAGACGCCUUUGCAACGUGAGCCAUCCCAUGACGACGACGAGUCGGUUGUUCCGGUGGCGAGCAUGGAACCAGUACGACAACACCCAGGCUUUGUACCAGCCAGCAAACUCGUCGAUCUAGAAGCAACCACCUCGCAUGUCGAAAAGCAAUCAUCACGUAUGUGCAAACGGCGAAAGACUGCAGACAGGGCUCCUUUGCGAGAGCUCAGCACGAACACUCCCCCUGAAACGAUAGAACCCGAGGACGAAGCCGAGUAUCAACCCGAAGCCGCCAAGCGAGUAUCAUCGCGACGACGUAGCUCGAAGGGAACCAGUCGCACCAAAUCUUCCCGACUUCCACUUGAGCGGAUACCACCUGAUCAAGCCAUGCAUGAGGUAAUACUCAACGUAUCAACAGACGUUGAAAAUCUUCGAGAGCUUGCUGGCAGGAUGGACCAGGAGACGUCUUUGCUCGGCUACGAAGAGCUGCUCGACAGUCGUGUGUCCGCUUUCGACGAAAUGGAAGAUGAUGAUAUAGAGGCUCUUACUGCCACUCUCCACCGAUUGCUCGUCACGGCUGGCUACGAUACUGAUGCUGUUGACUCUACGGAUCUGUUCAAAGAGGCCAAAGUGGCGAUCUACGCUCGGUCUGCUAUAGAUACCGACUCGGAUACGCCGAUGUCAUCGGCAUGA
Messenger RNA from Ramularia collo-cygni, 2805 nucleotides. RefSeq lists its product as uncharacterized. The transcript has a single exon. Gene Ontology annotation, cellular component: MutLalpha complex. Lineage: Eukaryota; Fungi; Ascomycota; Dothideomycetes; Mycosphaerellales; Mycosphaerellaceae. Gene Ontology annotation, molecular function: ATP hydrolysis activity; mismatched DNA binding; ATP binding. Gene Ontology annotation, biological process: mismatch repair. The record is from RefSeq and is a predicted model, not a curated record. The coding region runs from base 1 to 2805 and encodes 934 amino acids.